Molecule: messenger RNA, 588 nt
Organism: Aspergillus melleus
Lineage: Eukaryota; Fungi; Ascomycota; Eurotiomycetes; Eurotiales; Aspergillaceae
Exons: 1
Coding region: 1-588 (195 amino acids)
Molecular function (GO): ATP binding; metal ion binding
Source: RefSeq, a predicted model, not a curated record
AUGGGACUCAGAACGGGGGUUUUCCACCUUGAGGCUCGCGUUCAAAAUUCCUCCAUGGAAUUCACUGAAAAAGAUGGCAUAAUCGACCUCCAUCCAACAAAAACUGCUAACAACCAUCCGCCACGCUGCUUUCUCAUCGAAGUCAACCCCAGGCCCCCAGGAAUGCCGGUCGUUCUGACAUCGGCAGGCGCCUAUGGCGUCAACAUGUACGACUUGCACCUACUCGCCAGCCUUGGAGACUACCAACGAUUCCGAGGUCUAGCAAAAUCAUUCGACCAGGACACAACAAUCCCAUACCACGCCAGAGCAUGGAGUCAACUGGUGUGGUUAAGGGCCGAUAAAGGCGGUCUAUGCGCUUCUGACGACGCCUGUGGUGAAUUCUUGCAGCGCCUUUUGCCAGAGGACCGAGGAUUAAUCACCGAAUCUGUAUGCUUUUUCCGUAAGGGCCAGCGCAUUCCAGAGCCGAAGCAAGGGGUUGUUUUAUUUGGGGCUUUCUUUAUUGUUACGUCUAGGACGAACCGGGAUGAUGUUCUACGCGUGUCUAGGAUCUUACAGAGGGAGUUCUCGAUUCCGGUAACGCCUGUCUAA